CUCACUCUUCAAAAAAAUUAAAAAAUCAAAUUACCCUUUCAGUAAUUAAGAAUUCGUUUUAUUUUUCUCUUAUCUUUCCCACACUUUUCCCUAAUAAAACAAAUAUUUUUAUUUUUUUUCCUCUAAAAUACUGUUCCGCAAAACUCUUCCACCCUCCAACAAGAAAACACUUUUUAUUGCGCUUUUGGGUUUUUAGGGCUUGGUUAAAAUAGGGCCGUUGAAGGAGGAGGAUCUAAUGGCGGCCGCGACACAAGGGCAGACGGUGAUGAUGGACCCCACGGUACUGGAUGAUAUAAUCAGACGGCUGACGGAAGUCCGAUCUGCCAGGCCAGGGAAACAAGUGCAACUAUCUGAAACUGAGAUCAAGCAGCUUUGUGUUGCUUCCAGAGACAUCUUCCUUCAACAGCCCAAUUUGCUUGAACUUGAAGCACCCAUUAAAAUUUGCGGUGACAUUCAUGGACAAUAUAGUGAUUUAUUAAGGCUCUUCGAGUAUGGGGGUUUUCCUCCUAGUGCCAAUUAUCUAUUUCUUGGCGACUAUGUGGAUCGUGGCAAGCAGAGUUUGGAAACAAUAUGUCUUUUACUUGCUUAUAAGAUUAAAUAUCCAGAGAACUUUUUCCUAUUGCGGGGGAACCAUGAAUGUGCAUCUAUUAAUCGGAUAUAUGGAUUUUAUGAUGAAUGCAAGCGACGGUUUAAUGUGAGACUUUGGAAGAGCUUUACUGAUUGUUUUAACUGCCUUCCUGUUGCGGCUCUUAUUGACGACAAAAUAUUGUGUAUGCAUGGUGGCCUUUCCCCUGACUUGACAAACCUUGAUCAAAUUAGAAGCUUAUCUCGUCCAACUGCUGUUCCUGACACUGGUUUGCUGUGUGAUUUGCUCUGGUCUGACCCUGAUAGAGAUGUUAAGGGAUGGGGAAUGAAUGACAGAGGAGUUUCAUACACUUUUGGUGCAGAGAAGGUGUCAGAAUUCUUAACAAAGCAUGAUUUAGAUCUUGUCUGCCGUGCACAUCAGGUAGUGGAGGAUGGUUACGAAUUCUUUGCUGAUAGGCAACUUGUUACAAUAUUUUCAGCACCCAACUAUUGUGGUGAAUUUGAUAAUGCUGGUGCCAUGAUGAGUGUGGAUGAAAACCUGAUGUGUUCUUUCCAGAUUCUUAAACCAGCAGAGAAAAAAGCGAAGUUCAUGUCCACUAAAAUGUGAUGGUUGCAGCUAUCAAUGUGUAGUGGCUUACAUGUAGACUUGACCAAGUUAUCCUUUUUAUAUGAAAUCCUAAUAAGGGUUGAAGCUGAAGAUCACUGGCUUAAGAACUUUUGCUUAUGGAGAUGCAGGUGACGACUUUAUGGAUACUAUUUGUUGGGUAAAAAGCUUUACAAGUCUGUUGUAGGGUAGUGUAAACCACAAGUGUAUUUCUCUUAUUCUUCUCUUUCUCCCACCUCUCCGUUUAUCUUUUCUUUAUAGCAGUUAAUCUGCGGUGCAUUUGUAGAUAUAUCUGGUCUGGCAGCACGUGGUUGUGCUUUGAGUUGUUGGAACAAAAGAAAUGGCCGCAUCUGUCUUCUAAAUAUUUUUGGUUUUUCCCAGACUAUUCACUGAUUGAGCUGUUUGUAUGAAUAUAAUUAGGUGCAUUCAAAUGUUAUGAUUA
Molecule: messenger RNA, 1631 nt
Organism: Durio zibethinus
Lineage: Eukaryota; Viridiplantae; Streptophyta; Magnoliopsida; Malvales; Malvaceae
Product: serine/threonine-protein phosphatase PP1 isozyme 4
Cellular component (GO): nucleus; cytoplasm
Molecular function (GO): protein serine/threonine phosphatase activity
Source: RefSeq, a predicted model, not a curated record